Zea mays is the source of this 927-nucleotide messenger RNA. Its product is annotated as putative peptidyl-tRNA hydrolase PTRHD1. Lineage: Eukaryota; Viridiplantae; Streptophyta; Magnoliopsida; Poales; Poaceae. The transcript is spliced from 2 exons. The record is from RefSeq and is a predicted model, not a curated record. The coding region runs from base 108 to 665 and encodes 185 amino acids. Gene Ontology annotation, molecular function: peptidyl-tRNA hydrolase activity.
UGGAACAGAAAUCAAACAGCAGGAUUUUUUGCAAUGCAUAGGAAAGAACAGUUGAUAGGAGUAGGACUAUAGGAGUACGAAACCCAAGUUCAGUCACAGCCACAGGUAUGCUGACACUCCUGCCCCUUCGCUUGCCAUUCUCGCUACCUGUAGCCGCCACACUCCCGAACGCCGCCUUGCUCCUCCCGGCAAGCACCAGGGUCUCCCUCCGCCAGAUCACGCAGGGAGCCAGCAUGAACGCUGCCGCCGCCUCCUCCGCUCCGGACGCUGCUGCGGCCGCCACUGGCGAGGAGGGCGCGAAGGAGGCCGUGGACGUGCUGGUCCAGUACGUGGUCCUGCGGCGCGAUCUGGCGGACGCGUGGCCGCUGGGGAGCGUCGUGGCGCAGGGCUGCCACGCCGCCGUGGCCGCCGUGUGGGCGCACCGGGACCACCCGGACACCGCCGCCUACUGCGCGCCCGACAACCUCGACCGAAUGCACAAGGUAACACUGGAGGUGAAAGGAGAGACACAGCUGAAUAACCUGGCUGAGAAGCUGGCAGCAGCUGGUGUCCGGCACAAGCUGUGGAUAGAGCAGCCUGAGAACAUCCCAACAUGCAUAGCUACAGCACCCUGCCCAAAGUCGCAGGUUUCUUCUUUCUUCAAGAAGCUCAAGCUUUGCAAAUGAGCAAAGAACAACAGUUGUUCAUUGCUCCGUCUGCUACUGUCAUUACGGAGGAUCAUCAAAACUUUCAAAACUGCCCAUGUAUGUUUCAUGACAUGUUCUGCUAGCAACAAGCCAUAGAUAAUUAGAUAUCUCAGUGAUGUAAUGGAGAUAUUUGUGUCGUUAUUCGCCUUGCUGAUUUUACAUGAUUGUCCAUUCACUUACUGUGUACCUGUCUCAGCAGUUAAUUAAUGCGAAUAAAUUGAUGAAGUAUUUUCGGAUUGAA